Doryrhamphus excisus (bluestripe pipefish) is the source of this 4064-nucleotide messenger RNA. RefSeq names its product salvador family WW domain containing protein 1 (gene sav1). Gene Ontology annotation, cellular component: cytosol. The record is from RefSeq and is a predicted model, not a curated record. NCBI's taxonomy places the organism in Eukaryota, Metazoa, Chordata, Actinopteri, Syngnathiformes, Syngnathidae. Gene Ontology annotation, biological process: negative regulation of cell population proliferation; apoptotic process; positive regulation of apoptotic process. Gene Ontology annotation, molecular function: molecular adaptor activity; protein binding.
GUCAUCGGCUCUCCUGUUUAGCGUCAGCGGGCUAGCGGGGCUAAACGCUCCUUCCUAAGCCGAACAAAUGUUGUCUCUCGGCGCUGUGCGAGAAGGAGGAGAGCGGGGCGGCAUGGCGGCGACGUGUUGUUGAUAUUGACCGCCGACACACAGCAGAGUUAUGCUCUCACGAAAGAAAAGUAAAAGCGAGUCGUCGAAGCCAGCAGAGGUACACGGCAAGUACGUCAAGAAGGAGACGUCGCCGCUACUCAGAAAUCUUAUGCCCUCAUUCAUCCGCCAUGGACCCACCAUUCCCAGGCGCUCUGACGUCCCCCUACCGGACAUGGGACCCUCUGCAUACCCCACACCCCCCAGCCGUGAGCCUGUGGCGUCCCGCAACAAGAGCUUCCUCCGGCCACCCGUGCAGAGACCCCCUCACGAGGUAGCCCGCCGCGAGAGCCACCGCUUGUCGGCGCCCCCUUACCUGCCCCGCAGUUUAGGCGAGCUUCCCCACGAGUACGCCGGCUCGUUGCAAUCCUUCCUGACGGAUGCGAGCCCCGUGUCGGAGAACGGAGACGCCGGGCGCUAUUAUUACCCCUCGGAGGCGUCAUACUACGACGGCCAGCAGCAGCAGCCGAGGAGACUCCCGGAGCGUUUCCCUGACGACUAUCGCUACUACGAGCUCAGUGAACACAACUUCCAAAGACUCCCGCGGCAACACACCCCCCCUGCUCCGAGCAGACCCCCCUCAGGCAUAGGUCGAAUACAGGCCAAGUCCCUGGGGAACCUCUCUAGUCUCACAGCGGAGGACAUGCCCCUCCCCGCCGGCUGGACCGUGGACUGGACCAUCCGUGGCAGGAAGUACUACAUCGACCACAACACUAACACCACGCACUGGAGCCACCCUCUGGAAAGGGAGGGGCUCCCUCCGGGCUGGGAGAAAGUGGAGUCGGCCGAGUUUGGGGUGUACUACGUGGAUCACAUCAACAAGCGGGCGCAGUACCGACACCCCUGCGCUCCCAGCGUUCCUCGCUAUGACCAGCCGCCGCCUCUACCGCCUCCGGUCACCUACCAGCCGCGGCCUGCUGAGAGGAACCAGCCGGUGCUGGUCCCAGCCAACCCUUACCACACUGCCGAGAUCCCAGAUUGGCUGCAGGUCUACGCCCGUGCCCCCCUCAAGUACGACCACAUCCUGAAGUGGGAGCUCUUCCAACUAGCCGACCUGGACACGUACCAGGGCAUGCUGAAGUUGCUCUUCAUGAAGGAGCUGGAGCACAUCGUCAAGUCGUACGAGGCGUACCGCCAGGCGCUGCUCUCCGAGGCGGAGGCUCGCAAGCAGCGGCAGCAGUGGUACGCUCAGCAGCCCAACAAGAACUUCAUGGGGAACAUGUGACGACUCCGCCCACCACGCUGAGUUUCCCGCAGUUUUUUUGGGGGGGGGUCGCGGUCAGGCGGGAUUGCCUCUUUUACCAAAUCCAUCUGUGUCUUGGCUCGAUCCAAAUAUAGCAGACAGGAAGACGCAUGCUGGCUUGAGGAACCCAAAACAAAGCGGAGAACAUGCCACGUGCGCUUGUGGUGCUCUUAUGUAUGGACUUGGACUUUUCAGUCGCGAGAGACUAGGGUGGGAAAAAAAAUGUGCCUUUUUACAGUCAACCAAAAGCAACAUUGUUAUUUAAAAAAAAAAAAAAAAUCAGCUGAUAUUUCCUUAUUUCAGACGCGUCCUUCUUCUCCUGUGAGAGAGAACAUGGCGGCUUCUUCUCCUUUUGUGGCCUUUUUUUUUUUUUAAACCCAUCCCCCGCUUUCAGCUUUUGCUAUUCCUCUUGUAGCCUUUCUAAGACAAUCUAAGACAAAUAUGGACCAUAUUUAAUUGUCAACAAGGAACGCGUCUUUAUUUAAUUAAAGAUAAGCAUCGGCCCGGCGUGCCGCCAGGCUAGCUGAUGAUAAGCUACCGGAACCAACCUCUUUGGAAACACCUCGGAAAAAAAUUCACAAACGUCUCAAAAGCCAUAAGAGAAUGCUGGUUGUUGCUACCAGCAGGAAGAAUUAGAAAUAUUUUAAUAUAUAACUAUAAUAUCUAAACAUGCAUGCAGGUUCUGCUUGUGCUCGGUGGAAUUUAGUAGGAUUUCAUACCCAAAGUUGGAUGAUUGGCAUUGAAUUGGAAAUAUGCAUCGUCUUCCACAUAUGGAGGACCAAAACUGCCAAAAUAGUAAAUAAAUAAAUAAAUAAAAGUGAAAAUAAAAACACAAAUGAAAAAAAAAAUCAAAAAAUUAAAUACAAAAAAAGAAAUAUAAAUGGAAAUAAAAACAAAAAUAAAAAAAUAUAUACAUAAAUAAAUAAAUAAAAGCAAAAAUAAAUACAAAAAUAAAAAACAAGAUUCAAAAAUAAAAAAUAAAUAAAAAAUAAAUAUAUAAAUAGAAUUACAUAUCAAUAAAUAAAUAAAAGCACUCUGCUGUCAUAUGUAUUUAUUUCAUGCUGCAGACAAUGUCAGCUUGAAAUGCAGAAGGAAAAACUAUUCAAAUGAGGGGGCGGUCCUAAGUGUGUCUUGGGUUGAACUGUUCGCCUAUUGGUUGAUCGACAUGUGAGUGCGAAAAUCGACUAGGUAUGCCCUGCAAACAGCCACAGCAAGAGGAAGUCACCACACCACUCUCAAUGGCGGUAAAUAUGGCUGCAAUCUCCAGGGAUCUCCGUUUGCUAGCAGAUAUUUCGCCAUUAUUGUCCCGGUAAAUGUAUACUUUUCUCCCUGUAUACUUCCUCUUGGUGUGGCCGUUUGCAGGGCAUACCUAGUCGAUUUUCGCACUCACAUGUCGAUCAACCAAUAGGCGAACAGUUCAACCCAAGACACACUUAGGACCGCCCCCUCAUUUGAAUAGUUUUUCCUUCUGCAUUUCAAGCUGACAUUGUCUGCAGCAUGAAAUAAAUACAUAUGAGAGCAGAGUGCUUUUAUUUAUUUAUUGAUAUGUAAUUCUAUUUAUAUAUUUAUUUUUGUAUUUAUUUUUGUAUUUUAUUUUUAAUUUUUGAAUCUUGUUUUUAUUUUUGUAUUUAUUUUAGCUUUGAUUUAUUUAUUUAUGUAUAUAUUUUUUCAUUUUUGUUUUUAUUUCCACUUUUAUUUAUUUAUUUAUUAUUGUGGCAGUUUUGGUCCUCCAUAUCCACACGGAGAGCCUGUAAACACGAACAUAAACAAAACAGGAAGUGAAGGGGAGGGACCAAAGGGCUCAUGACACCAAAAAAACUACCCACUUCAACAUUUUUUUAUACUGCUCUCACAUAAACAACAAUGAAAUGGUGAUUUCGGCACGAACCCGUACUGAGAAUUUUCUGAACCACCAUCAACUCGGUUAUGACGUCACGACCAGAAACGCUCCAAAUUUUAGUGACAGUUCAUGUUUAGUCAUUUUAGUCACGUCUAACAUUGGCACUUACACUACAAUCAGCUACAGCAGAUUAAACAUUAGCCGCCUAGCAUGUCGGAACCAACCUGGUUACGAACGGCUCCUCCAGGGAAUAUUAGAUACGUGAUUGACUCACUGCCAACUUGGCACGCUUUUCCACUUUUUCCACCGUCUUGGGCCGUAUUUCGACCGGCAUUGGACAAAUGUCGAAGCACCUGGAGGCGAAAUGUAAACAAGCUUACUCCAUCUUGUGGAGUCUUCCUGCUGUAGCUGUCAUCACAAUGAGCAGGCCUAUGGAAAAUAUAUACCAAAGUACACAAAUUGACCCCAAUGGGGACCAUGACAGCUGAACCGGCGUUUCUGGGCGGGAGCUUCUGGGGUAUACGGCACUGCCCCUCAUUUUCAAUAAACAGGAAAUAAGCCUUUCAAAUAAAUUUUCCACAGCAAAUAUAAUAAUUUUGGUGUCCUGAGCCCUUUAAAGAAAUGUUUGCUUCCUCGUCAUUUCGAUGGCAAAUCCUACUAAAGUGUCCCAGAAUGGUGUUUUGAGUAGCACACGCUGCACUCCUAAGGCUUUGUGCUUUUAUUUUGUGGGGGGCCGGCGCUAAGUACGCUACAAGGGUCCCAUUGGAGACGGCUUCUUUACACGCUGAAGGUUGUUUGGUAAUAAUAAACCUCAAGUCUGCUUUCUACUCUUAA